Messenger RNA from Papilio xuthus (Asian swallowtail), 2835 nucleotides. Its product is annotated as immunoglobulin superfamily DCC subclass member 3. Gene Ontology annotation, molecular function: protein binding. Bases 1 to 2835 code for a protein of 944 amino acids. The record is from RefSeq and is a predicted model, not a curated record. Lineage: Eukaryota; Metazoa; Arthropoda; Insecta; Lepidoptera; Papilionidae. Gene Ontology annotation, biological process: cell-cell adhesion. The transcript has 19 exons.
AUGGCGGGUCGCGGUGCGUGCCUACGGGUCCCGCCGCCGCCCGCGCUCUCCGCGCUGCUGUCACGCCGCGCCGCGCCGCGCCGUCAGUGCGCCGGUGGGAGCGGGCUGCGCCGCUCGUGUUCUCGCAGCCCGCUAGUCGACGAUCCCGCGUGCAGUGCAAAUGAUUUUGUUUUUAUGGCGCUCAUAUUACUACAAGUGUUGGUGCUGGGUGUGACCGCGGCGGCAGUUGACGAUGUGCCGGUGAGAUGGGUGGGCCCGGCGCGGCAGUGGCUGGCGUGCGAGGUAGCCGGCCCGCGCCGCGCACCACCGCCGCCGUUGCUCGAUGAUGACCGCCACAAACACAAGCCAUAUUUCUGGCGAAGAGAUGGAGAGAAGCUCGAUUAUAAAAGGGUGUCAACGAAUGGCAGCCUGGAGGUGUUCCACAAGAGGGAUGUGGAGGGGGUGUACCAGUGCGGGGUACACCACCACCGGGGAAUCGUGCUCGGCAACCCCGUGCAUCUUAAAUUUGCAUACAUGGACAAGCAAUUCUCACGUCACCCGGAGAACAUGACAGUGCCCCUGGGGCAGCCGGCGGCUCUCUCGUGCGGCAUCAAUUCGGGCCCCCCGCCCCUCAUCUCCUGGCUGAGGGACGGCGAGGAUCUACCAAAGGAUUCUAGAUAUCACAUAUUGGAGACGCAGUUGUUAAUCAUAGACGUGACGCCAGAGGACGCUGGCACCUACAAAUGUAUAGCAACGAACCAGUUGGCAAAUAGAAGCCGUGUAAGCUACAGCGGCAGUCUGCAGGUCCUGGCUUCAGACGACAGAGAGCCUGGCCUGCUGGAAGUGCACCACGCCGCGCAGAUCGUGGCGCCCAGGGGAACAGAUGUGGAGCUCCUCUGUCCCGUUCUUGGAUGGCCCAGACCAAAGCUGACAUGGCGACAGACGCCACCGGGAGAGAGGUCUCGAGAACUGGAGACGACAGCCGAGGUGUUGGUGCUGCGCAACCUGCAGACGGACCAGGAGGGCCUCUACACCUGCGAGGUGGAUGGGCUUCCUCAACUCAACAAGAGUUUCAACGUGAGUAUGUUCGAGGCUGUGACCGUGUCUCUGGUGCCCGCGUCUAAAGAAGUGCUGCGCGCGAGCACCGUGCGCUUCAACUGCUCUGCGACCGGCAGACCGGAGCCUCGCAUCUCCUGGUACAAGGACGGACAGCCCCUCACCCUCGCCGGCAGGAUAAAUCUGCGGUCAUCCACCGACGUGAACCGCAUGCAGCUCGUCAUCAGCGGAGUGACGUCUGACGAUGCAGGCGUGUACCAGUGCGUGGCGCGGUGCGGGGGGGCGGGGCGGUGGGCGUGGUCGUCUGCGUGGGCGGCGCUGAAUGUGACGGGGGCGUGGGCGGCGGCGCCGGGCGCGCUGCGCUGCCUGCCGGCCGGGCCGCGCCGCGUGGCGCUGCGCUGGCUGCCCGCCGCAGAGAAAGUCGUCGCCUACACCGUCGAUACCACACCUAGAGACGGACCGGGAAUCUCGCUGACGGGGCAGCCGCAGACGGGCACUGAGCAAGUUAUCACCCUAAAGGAACCGCUCACUCCUUACUUCUUCCAGGUCCGAGCGUACAUCCCCUCGUCUAACAAGAAGAAUGUGGCGAGCGAUAUGUCGGAGAGCGUCGUCUGUCAGGGACAGGGAGUGCCGGUGCGCGUGUCACGGGCGGACGGUGCGGGGGGCGUGUCAGGGGGCGUAUCGGUGUCGUGGCGGCAGUUCGCGCGCGAUGCGGGGGGCGUGGUACAGUGGGUGUUGCAGCACAAGCCGGACAACGCCACCGUGGAGCACAACAUCACGCUGCCCGGACACGUCACCAACUACACUCUGCCAGCGGACGCUAGCACGGCGUGGGUGCGCGUGCUGGGCAGCCGCAACCUGACCUGGCUGCCUCAGGACCUCAGCUUGCUGCCCUGGACCUCCACGGCCAGCGCGGACCUCUCGCCCUACAGCGAGGCGGGUCCGGUGCCGGAGCGAGUGCGCGUGUCGGGGGUGGGGGGGCGCGGGUUCGCGGUGCAGUGGCAGUGCUCGCGCUGCGCCGACACCCCGCACCUCGCCUUCCGCCUCUGCUUCCGCAACACCGACGGCGACGGCGACGGCGACGAGGAGUGCCAGGAGAGCUACAAGAGCAGCGCGACGGUGGAAGGUCUGGAGCCGGGCAGCGAGUACGAGGUGCGCGUGCAGGCGGUGGCGGCGGGGGGCGGGCCGCGCGGCGCCUUCAGCGAGCCCGUGCGCGUCGCCACGCAGCCUGAAGUGUCGUCGUCAGGUCCGUGGCCGGUGGGCGAGCUGUCGUACGCGUACGUGAACGUGUCGGCGGUGCGCGUGCGGUGGCGCGGCGCGGCUCAGCGCUACACGGUGCGGCACAGCGCACGCCUGCGUCUGCCUGUCGAGCAGUGGGACGCCCUAACCACGGUCAACACCACCGCGCUUAUAACCGGCCUGGAGCCAACGGAGCAAUGUUACGUGAUGGUAACUGGGCACGAGCCUCAGGGGCACAGCCGCAUCCUCACAAUUCCCGCGCAGUUCAAGGAUCUAGAAGCGAAGGAGCUGAAGUACGUGUACACGCGCGGGGGCGUGCGCGUGUGGUGGGAGGGAGGAGGUGGAGGAGGUGGGGGCGAUGGGGGAGGUGGGGGCGGCGCGCGCAUUGUGCGGGUCGUGCGUUACGCGCAGAACAUCACGCGCCCCGUGGAGCACUGGCUCGCGCGCAACGUCUCCGACACGCACGUCGAGGUGACCAACAUUACCACUGACACAUUCUGUUUGCGUGAUGCACACCGUGAUUGCUGCUUUCAAUGUGUUACUCUGUCGUCAGCUGGAUGA